Molecule: messenger RNA, 990 nt
Organism: Leptosomus discolor (cuckoo roller)
Lineage: Eukaryota; Metazoa; Chordata; Aves; Leptosomiformes; Leptosomidae
Source: RefSeq, a predicted model, not a curated record
GACCCAAAUAAAGACACGGAGUGGAAUGAUAUCCUGCGCAAGAAAGGUAUCCUUCCUCCAAAGGAAAACCUGGAGGAACAGGAGCGUGCAAAGGAAGAGGAGCAGCUUGCCAUCCUUCAGAAGUCUCUUGUGAAAACUUAUGAGGACAUGACUCUGGAAGAGCUAGAAGAGAAUGAAGAUGAAUUUAACGAGGAAGAUGAGAAAGCUAUUGAAAUGUACAGGCAGCAACGGUUAGCAGAAAUGAAAGCAGCACAGCUGAAGAAUAAAUUUGGGGAAGUGUUGGAGAUUUCGGGAAAAGAUUAUGUUCAAGAGGUUACAAAGGCUGGAAAAGGUAUAUGGGUAGUCCUGCACCUCUACAAACAAGGAAUUCCACUCUGUGCCUUAAUAAAUCAACAUAUGAGUGGGCUUGCAAGAAAGUUCAGAGAUGUGAAGUUCAUCAAAGCGAUCUCUACCACCUGCAUUCCCAACUACCCUGAUAAGAACCUGCCUACAAUAUUCGUCUACCUGGAGGGAGACAUCAAAGCUCAGUUCAUUGGGCCUUUGGUGUUUGGUGGCAUGAACCUCACAAGGGAUGAAUUGGAGUGGAAGAUUUCGGAGUCCGGUGCCAUCAAGACAGACCUUGAGGAGAACCCCAGGAAGCAGAUCCAGGACCAGCUCAUGUCUUCAAUCAGGGCGUGUGUCCCAGACAGGGCAGAGAGUGACUCAGAGGAUGACUAACUCCUGUGAUGGCAUCAAGAUUGAAACAGUACACUUGCAGCCAGUGUUCCCACCUAGAGCACUGGAGAUGCUCAUCAAGAUCUCACUGAGCCCCAGAAGGGUAGUAUUUCAAGACAGCCAUUUAUCUAGAAACUUCUAGAAACUGAAAAAGUGUCUUUUUUAAAAAAAAAAACAAACUUAUUGCAGCUUCACUUAAGAUCCUGAAAGACAUUUUAUAUUAUGAAGCCUGAGUAAAUCUUACUCAAAGUUUUAAAAUAUAGACAUCAGUAGAAA